ACGACGGGCAGGGCAGGGCAGGUAGGUCGUCUCCUCUCUCGUGUCUCCCCCCUGGCUCCCUUGGCUUUGGCUCCGCUCCAGGCUCCAGCCGAGUACCCGCCUCCUCCUCCUCGCUCGCCGCGGAAUCUUCUGGAAGCUUCUAGAUCCGGCCGCUACGAUCGGCGAAGAAGGGAUGGGGCAGGCCUUCCGCAAGCUCUUCGACGCCUUCUUCGGCAACAAGGAGAUGCGGGUGGUGAUGCUUGGGCUAGAUGCCGCGGGGAAGACCACCAUACUCUAUAAGCUGCACAUCGGCGAAGUUCUCUCCACCGUCCCCACUAUAGGCUUCAACGUGGAGAAAGUUCAAUACAAGAAUGUGGUGUUCACUGUGUGGGAUGUUGGUGGCCAGGAAAAAUUGAGGCCCUUAUGGAGGCACUACUUCAACAACACCGAUGCUCUGAUCUACGUAGUUGAUUCCCUGGAUAGAGAGAGGAUUGGGAGAGCCAGAGCUGAAUUUCAGGCCAUUAUUAAUGACCCUUUUAUGCUUAAUAGUGUUCUAUUGGUGUUUGCUAACAAGCAAGACAUGAGGGGCGCAAUGACUCCGAUGGAAGUAUGCGAGGGCCUUGGUCUAUAUGACCUGAACAACCGUAUAUGGCAUAUCCAAGGAACCUGUGCUCUCAAAGGCGAUGGCCUCUAUGAAGGAUUGGACUGGUUAGCAACAACUCUGGAUGAGAUGCGAGCUUCAGGGCGGAUAACUUCAACAUCAUCGUCAUGAAGAAUAACAAGGGAUAGUUGAUCCUUGCGCUAUGUGGAUUGACUUGAUGCCUGCAUCUUGCUUUCUUUUCCAUUUGAUUUCCUCCUCUCCUGUUGUAGCUAUUGGUCGUGAACUGGGCGAGGCUUUUUAGUAAAGCUUUGAUUCAGGCAAAACUGUAGUGUUACGAAAGACAGGUGACAGUGAUGCACUUGCACUUGGGAGGAGUGGUUGGUUUACUUACUGAAAGUUCAUCUUUUCGUGGAAGCGGGAGUGGUUGUAAAUAUAUGAAGCUGCUACUGUACUGAUAUAAUUGUGGUUGCUCUUGAACCAGUUGUAUUCGUGAAUUUUCAGAUUCGAAGA
Oryza sativa Japonica Group (Japanese rice) is the source of this 1090-nucleotide messenger RNA. The record is from RefSeq and is a predicted model, not a curated record. Lineage: Eukaryota; Viridiplantae; Streptophyta; Magnoliopsida; Poales; Poaceae.